This is a messenger RNA of Lepus europaeus (European hare), 4363 nucleotides long. It is a transcript of the gene DZIP1, whose product is annotated as DAZ interacting zinc finger protein 1. The coding region runs from base 134 to 2761 and encodes 875 amino acids. The record is from RefSeq and is a predicted model, not a curated record. NCBI's taxonomy places the organism in Eukaryota, Metazoa, Chordata, Mammalia, Lagomorpha, Leporidae. Gene Ontology annotation, biological process: cilium assembly. The transcript is spliced from 21 exons. Gene Ontology annotation, cellular component: cytoplasm; ciliary basal body.
CGCCGCCGCCGCCGCGGGGGACCCGGCCUUCUCCGGCUCCCGAAGGCCGUGGUGGCGGCGGCGGCCCCGGCCGGGUAGAGGAGACCGCCCCGCUCCCCCGACGCAGGCACACGCGGCCGACUGGCUUGCGAACAUGCCCUUCCAGAAGCACGUGUACUACCCGCUGGCCGGCUGCCCCGAGGGCCCCGACGCCUCUGCGGCCGGCGGCGCGGCGGGCGCGGCCGCCAUGGCCUGUUUCCCUCCCAGCGCGGGGCUGGGCCCCCAGCCCUUCUUCCAGUUCCGGCCUCGGCUGGAGAGCGUGGACUGGCGGCGGCUGAGCGCCAUCGACGUGGACAAGGUGGCCGGGGCCGUGGACGUGCUGACGCUGCAGGAGAACAUCAUGAACAUCACCUUCUGCAAGCUGGAGGACGAGAAGUGCCCGCACUGCCAGUCCGGGGUGGACCCGGUGCUGCUGAAGCUCAUCCGCCUGGCGCAGCUCACCAUCGAGUACCUGCUGCACUCGCAGGAGUUCCUCACCUCGCAGGUGCACGCGCUGGAGGAGCGGCUGCGCCUGAGCCUGAGCGACUGCGAGCAGAGCCGGAAGCUGCUCACCAAGCAGGCGGGCGAGAUCAAGCUGCUGAAGGAGGAGUGCAAGCGCCGGAAGAAGAUGAUCUCCACGCAGCAGCUGAUGAUCGAGGCCAAAACCAGCUACUAUCAGUGCCAUUUUUGUGACAAGGCCUUUAUGAACCAAGCUUUUCUACAAAGUCACAUCCAACGCCGCCACCCUGAAGAUCCUCACCUUGACUAUAAGACCAAGGCACAGACGGAUAAGCUGCAGGGUGAGAUCGACAUGUUGAAGGAGCAGCUGCAGCUCACCAAGUCUCAGUUGGAGACCUCCCAGCAUGCCCAUGCCAUCCGGUUCUCUAAGGAAUAUGAAAUGCAGAAAACAAAAGAGGAAGACUUUCUGAAGUUGUUUGAUCGAUGGAAAGAAGAAGAAAAGGAGAAACUGGUUGGUGAAAUGGAAAAAGUCAAGGAAAUGUUUAUGAAGGAGUUUAAAGAAUUAACUUCCAAGAAUUCAGCAUUGGAAUAUCAAUUGUCAGAAAUCCAGAAGUCCAACAUGCAGAUCAAGUCCAAUAUCGGCACGCUGAGAGAUGCACACGAGCUGAAAGAUGGCCAUGCUGCGAAUCCUCAGGAUAUCCAACAUGUUAUGCAGCUUCUCGACAGUCAGGAAAGCAAGUGGUCAGCUCAAGUUCAAGCUCUUCAUGAAGAACACAAGAAAGAAAAGAAUCAGCUCCUAUCCUAUAUAGAGAAACUCCGAACCUCAGUGAUAGAUGAUCUAAAUGUAAGUAAUGUUUUCUACAAGAAAAGGAUCGAAGAGCUAGGCCAGAGACUCCAGGAGCAGAAUGAACUGAUUGUCACUCAGAGGCAGCAGAUUAAAGAAUUUACCAGUAAACCAUUAAGCAGUGUCAACGAACCCAGAGGGACUCCUUUAACCUGGCAAGCUUUCGAAUCUAAGCCAACUGCCCCAGCUGUACCUAUGAACGCCCCAGUCUCACAGACUUUGGAAGCUAAAUCCAGUCUAACGAUGGUACAUGAACAGGCAUUCUCGUCGCACAUACUGGAACCAAUAGAAGAACUUUCAGAGGAAGAAAAAGGAAAGGAAAAUGAACAGAAGUUAAACAACGUGCAUAUAAUGAAAACUCUGAAGAAUAACUCCUCCCUCACUAAAGAAAUAAGAACAGUCCUGGAGCAGAGCUUGGUGGAGAAACUGGAAGGCCUGGGGAUUAAUGCGGAUAUACGUGGUAUUCCGACUGAUCGCUUGAACAGAGUGUUAAGAACCGUGGAAUCAGCCAGACAUGAACGGGAAAGACAAAUACCGAACAUGCAACAAAUUCGAGAACUCAUUGGCCAUCAGGUCAGCUGCAAAAUUGAGGAGAGAACAUUGCUGUCUUCAGAUAAGUUCAGAGUUCCUCAGAUGGACACCCUUUCAACUGGAGAAGUACCCAAAGCGAUACAACUUCCUCCCAAAAACAGACUGUUGGUUAGACAAAGACCUGUGUUCACUGAUAGGACCUCUGUUCCAAAAAUUAAGAAAAAUACAGUGGAAGAUAAUUUUCCCAGAAAGUCUUCAACUCUUACGACCCCUCCCUUCAGUUCGGAGGAGGAGCUGGAUGAAGAGGACAUCAUCCAGAUGUACUCGUCCCCAGACCUACUUCCUGUGAAGUCCUCUAAAAGCAACAAGAGUAACGUUGCACAGGCCGCCGCCAAAAGUGACACUGACUGGACCGAGUGCAGCGAAGUAGAGGAACUGAACGUUUUCCCCAAACCUGCAGACAGCCAUCCCGCUGUACCUGCGGUGGAUUGGUUCCAGGCCGCACCCCAUAAUAAGCCUGCAGGAACUUCCGUCAAAACACUAACUGAACAAGUUGAGAAAACAGCUCCACAUCACAGAAAUGGGACUAAGCCAGCUGGUGGGGUUAGUGUUCCUGAGAUGUUCGUCAAAAAGGAAGAAUUGCAAGAACUAAAGUGCACAGAUGUGGAUGAAGACGACUGGGAUAUAUCAUCCCUAGAGGAAGAAAAGUCUCUGGGGAAAAGACCUGGGCGAGAACAGAAGGAACCGCCACCUGUGAAGAGUGAAGCAAAUCCCACUCAACUGCUGAAGGCCUGGAGUUCACUGACCCCUAGGGGGCCCAUGGGAGAAGGACUUCAAGAGAACGAAUCAAACACCUUACAAAGCAGUUUAGUAACCGUGUCGGAUUGGAGUGACUCUUCAGAUGUAUAACCGAAACUCCCGGGUCAGAAGAUUCAUCCAGAAGUCAACCGUCUGUCUCAGGUUUUUAGUAACCUGCCUCCACGCGUGCCAUGCUCCUGCCUUAGAGCGUUUCCCACAAUAACAAGGAAGCCGACUCAGAGAACAAGGAUCUCUUUUACGGCACUUCAUACAGUAUUAAAAAACCAAUUGUCCACAGUAUUUUGAAGCAUAUAAAGGUGUUUAAGACUUCUGCUUGAAAAAUAACAUGUCGUUGAAGUCAUAAAAGUUUGUUUUCUUCAGAACGGUACUCUAGUGUUGAGUGUAUUCCUUUCCAUAAUUUUUAAGUCAGGCCUUUUCUUAUAAUUUAUAGUAAAUCUUGGUUUGAAUUAUUACAACUUUUUGAAAUUUUCUUAUGUGUACUGUCACACUGGAAAGUGUUUAUAUUAUAAUUCUGUUGGUAUCUUUAAAACUGUAUUAGUAGAAUCAGUCAAAUCUUACACAUUAGACUGGUUAUUUUUCAUAUAGAAGUUUUGAAUUGCAACAAUAUAGCUAGGUCUAUGUUCAAUACAUUCUCCUGAAGGACCUUUGUCAUACUUAGCUUACUGGAAAGCAUGUUGCUAUUACUGUUAGGUUCUGCAGCAUAAUCUUUAUCUUGGAUAUUUUAUGAAUAAAAUAUAGCUAUUCUGAAAGCCAGUUAUCAGAAUAUGAAUGGAAAAGAUGGGGAGUCAUCACUAAAUUCAUGUGUAUGUGGUUUGUUUUGACUUUCUGUAAAACACUCACUUCUUAUUAUAAAAUACCUCAAAAUUCAUUUAGUUAAUUCUUGAACAUUAUCAAAGGUCAGAAAAUUCAUAUAAGCUUUUUUUUUUUUUUUUUGUAAAUUUUUUACACUUUGUGAUACUAACCUGUACUGUUUCCAAAAAAGUAACACUUGAAGCACAUGGUUUGUUGGGUUUUGGAUCUCUUCAUUCCGUCAACCCUUCCAGUAAAGCCUUCCAUUGUUUCCUGUGCCUGUGGCUGAGUUAUUGGAGACAGUUUUUGAGUCAAACCUGUACUUGUGCUAUGUCACACCCCAGCCUGACAUCAGGAUGAAUCUUUGUCUUCACCCGCCCACGGCUGUUUGCACUUGUAGCUCAUUCCUAGCCUCAAAAAUAUCCUUCCAACUUCUCUUCAUGCAGAUACAAGGGGUCUUCAGAAAGUUGCUAGAAAAUGCAUAGUAUGAAAAAAUGAAGCAAGAAUUCAAAAAUCUUUUAUAUCAGUGGCCAGCAUUGUGAUGGCAGGUUCACCUGCUUCCUGCGACUCCUGCAUCUCAUAUGAGCUCCAGUUCAAGUCCCGGCUCCUCCACUUCUGAUCCAGCUUCCUGCUGUUGCGGCUGGGAAGGUAGUGGAAGAUGGCUCAAGUAUUUGGGCCCUGCCACCCACAUGGGAGACCUGUAUGGAGUUCCAGGCUCCUGGUUUUGGCCUGGCCCAGUCCUGGCUGUUGCAGCCAUCUAGGGACUGAACCAGCACAUGGAAGGUCUCUCCCUUCCUUUCUUUCUCCCUCCCUCCCUCUGUCCCUUUUUGUAACUUUGCCUUUCAAAUAAAUACAUACAAUCUUUAAAAAAAUUUUAGAUCCAAGUAAACUCACCUUUUAAUU